Messenger RNA from Phascolarctos cinereus (koala), 1041 nucleotides. The record is from RefSeq and is a predicted model, not a curated record. Lineage: Eukaryota; Metazoa; Chordata; Mammalia; Diprotodontia; Phascolarctidae.
AUGGACUUCAUCUUCAACAUCACCUCUUGGAAUCCCUACUUUCCUUCAAAACUCAGCUUAAGCACUGCUUUCUACAUAAAGCCACCAGACAUAUUAGAUGCAGUGGAGAGCAUCUUUCUGAUCAUGAUGGUUGGAGAGUUCAUAAUGGGGAUUUUGGGGAAUGGAUUCAUUGGACUGGUGAACUUCAUUGACUGGAUCAAGAAAAGGAAAAUCUACUUGGUUGAUUUAAUUCUCACCACCCUAGCCAUCUCCAGAAUUGCCCUAUUGUUUAUGAUACUAUUAGAUGGUUUUAUAACAAUUCUUUAUCCAGAGGCAUUUGAUUGUGAAAUUAUUUUGAAACUUGUAGACAGCAUCUGGACAAUCGCCAACCAGUUAAGUGUUUGCUUUGCUCCCUGCCUUAGCAUAUUCUACUGUUUGAAGAUAGCCAAUUUCUCUCACCCCCUUUUUCUCUGGCUGAAGUGGAGAAUUAACACAGUGAUCCUCAUAAUUCUACUGGCAUCUUUACUUAAUCUGUAUAUGAGCUUCCUAAUAACAGAGAAGUUUAAUGAAGAUUUCAAGGGCUGGGAAAGCAAAAAGAACAAGAGAAAUGAUACAAGUAACUCUGUCUACUUUAACACCCUGAUUUUCCUCAGUCUGGGGACUUUCUUUCCUUUUACCCUGUCUCUGAUCUCAUUGUGUCUGUUAAUCCUCUCCAUGUGGAAACAUACCAGGAAGAUAAAGCUCAAUGCCAGGGAUGCUGGAGAUCCCAGAACAGAGAUCCAUUUGAGAGCCAUGAAAGCUGUGAUCUCUUUCCUCGUCCUCUUUGUCAUUUACUGUUUGGCCUUUCUCAUAACAUCAUCCAGCUACUUUCUUCCACAGAAAGAACUAGCAGUGAUGUUUGGUGAGAUUAUUGCUGCCAUUUACCCUUCAGGCCACUCAUUUAUCUUGAUUUUGGGGAAUAUUAAGCUGCCGCAGGCAUCCCUGAAUUCACUGAAGCAGAUGAAGCAUUGUCUCAAAGGAGGGAUUAUCCAUAGUAUCCUAGAUCAGCCUGUGGAGAAAUGA